This is a messenger RNA of Ictidomys tridecemlineatus (thirteen-lined ground squirrel), 2892 nucleotides long. NCBI's taxonomy places the organism in Eukaryota, Metazoa, Chordata, Mammalia, Rodentia, Sciuridae. The record is from RefSeq and is a predicted model, not a curated record.
CGCGGGGCGCAAUCGCGGCGUCGGCAGGAGGGGGCAGCGCCCGGCCUCCGGACCCAGGGCUAGGCGACCUCGGUGGGGCACAUUCUCGGGCCCUGAUCGCGAAGCCCAGAAUAGCAGUCCCGGGUGGGGGGUGGGAGCGGUCAGUCUGGGCUUUCCAAGGUCACCCCACCCUGGCGCCAGGACACCAGGCCGCGGCUCUGCGGGACCGGGGCUCGCUCGGGCAGUCAGUCCCCUGCCGCAGAUCCACGUCCAGGCGCGCGCUGGCCGCGCGGGGGCGCACGGAGCCGCCACCCCUCCCGACCCCGGCCUGGGCGCGCCCCGGGAGGCCCCGGUGGGAGGGGCCGCCGGAGCUCCCCCCACCCGCACCUCGGGCCCCGCCGCUUCCGCUCGCCCUGGGGCCGCCCGGGAAACCUGGACACGCCGCUUGGGCUCUAUGCAGCCGGGUCUCACAGAAUCAUGGACUGAAUCCAGGUGGUCCCCACGGCACAGAUGGGGAAGCUGAGGCCUGGGGCAGCGGAGUGGCGGGCCCCUGGCCACACAGGAAGAGACAAAAAGGGGGCUCAGAGAGGUCUGAUUACUGUGUGAGAUCACACAGCCAGCCAAGGCAGAGAUGGGGUUCAGCGUCGGUCUAGCUGGCACCCGCUGCAUAGGCACCCUCUGCCCCCUGAGACCCCGACCCUUCCAGAGCCUUCUGCUCGUGCUGUGGACCCUCCUGAACUGUGUUUUAGGGAGCAGCGCUCAGGGUCCGGGGGAGUGGACGCCCUGGGGGUCCUGGAGCCGCUGCUCCAGCUCCUGUGGGCGGGGCGUCUCAGUGCGCAGCAGGCGCUGCAUCCGGCUUCCCGGGGAGGAACCGUGCUGGGAGAGCGGCCACGAGUACCGCGUUUGCCAGUUGCCGGUGAGUUCGGAGCUGCUCAGAAGCCCUCUUGCUUCCCAGACAGCCCUGCUACUGGGCUCCCUGGGGGCUGACCCCCAUCUUUGCUCCCAGGACUGUCCCCCAGGGGCUGUGCCAUUUCGAGACCUACAGUGUGCCCUCUACAAUGGCCACCCUGUCCUGGGCACCCAGAAAACCUAUCAAUGGAUCCCUUUCCAUGGCGCACCCAACCAGUGCGAUCUCAACUGCCUGGCGGAGGGACACACCUUCUAUCACAGCUUUGGCCGGGUCCUGGACGGCACCCCCUGCAGCCCAGGUGCGCAAGGCCUCUGCGUGGCUGGUCGCUGCCUGAGCGCCGGCUGUGAUGGGGUGCUGGGCUCCGGAGCCCUCGAGGACCGCUGCGGCCGCUGUGGCGGCGCCAACGACUCUUGCCUCUUCGUGCAGCGCGUGUUCCGUGACGCUGGUGCCUUCGCCGGGUACUGGAACGUGACCCUGAUCCCCGAGGGCGCCAGACACAUCCGCGUGGCGCACCGGAGUCGCAACCACCUGGCGCUCAUGGGGGUCGAUGGGCGCUACGUGCUCAACGGGAACUGGGAGGUCAGUCCGCCCGGGACCUACGAGGCUGCGGGCACCCGCGUGGUCUACGCCCGCGCCGCAGCGCCGCAGGAGACACUGCAAGCAGCAGGGCCCACCUCCCAAGACCUGCUCUUGCAGAUCCUCCUGCAGGAGCCCAACCCCGGCGUCCAGUUUGAGUUCUGGCUCCCUCGAGAGCGCUACGGGCCCUUCCAGGUGCAGACGCAGGCCCUGGGCUGGCCAGUGCGGCAGCCACAGCCACGGGAGGUGGAGGCUCGGGCCCCCAUUGCUCCCCCACCUCUGAUGCCCACCCUGGCCCCAGACCCCUGCCCACCCUGCCCUGACACCCGUGGUCGUGCCCACCGGCUGCUCCACUAUUGCGGCAGCGACUUUGUGUUCCAGGCCCGUGUGGUGGGCCGCCACCGCCAGGCCCAGGAGACCCGCUAUGAGGUGCACAUACAGCUCAUUUACAAGAACCGCUGGCCACUGAGGACUCGAGAGUAUGUGUGGGCACCUGCCCACUGCCCCUGCCCACCACUGGCCCCCCAGCAGGAGUACCUGAUGGCUCUCCGGCGUCUGGUCAGCCCUGAUGGCACACAGGACAGGCUGCUGCUGCCCCAUGCUGGCUACGCCCGGCCCUGGAGCCCUGCUGAGGACAGCCGCAUCCGUCUGGCUGCCCGGCGCUGUCCUGUCUGAGCCCUUGGAGGAGACCUACACCACCCACAGCAAGAAGGACCCCAUGAGGAAGCUCAGACCCCGCCUAUUUCCCCUCUUACCUUGGCUUCAAGGGAGCUCAGAAAUACCUACCACUUGCAGCGGUGUGAUUCCCUGUCACAAACAGACAACCUUUGUGUCAAGUCAGAUCCAGUCAUAAGCAGGCAGGCACUAGGGAGGACGAAGUGAGACUGAGAAGACCCAUUUCCCCCUCUCACCUUGUCUUCCAGGAAGCUCAUCGCUAUUUUACACUCAGAAGGUUUGUGUUUGUUUUCAUCUUCCUUGCUUCACACUUGCUUAGAGACAGUCACGAACAAACAUGUCACAGAGGAUAGCAGGACAUUGUAAUGUAUCCAUUUCCCUGAGUACCAGGAAGCUCCUCCCUGUUUAACUCCCUAACACCUGUGCCCACAUCUCUCAGCCGUUCACAUACCCGUGCUUCUAUAUUCAAAGACACAGUCACAAGCCUGCAUGCCCCUUAGAAGACAUGCCUAACCCGGCACUGGUUUCCCUUUUUGCCUGGGUUUCCUCCAGUCAACAGACUAGUGUCCACCUUUUUAAAAAAGUUUCAUUUUGACACAGGCUGCUGGCCUUGAGCUUGCCAUCUUUCUGCCUCAGCCUCUGGAGUCGUGGGGAUUACAGGUGUGCCUUACUGUGCCCCGCUCAACCUCUUUCUUAUUCUUAUUUAUUAAUUUUUAUAAACACUUAAAUAAAACAAGGCUCUUUGGUGCACA